UGGUGGAAACCCCCACCCCCUCCCCCCCCCCACUUAACAAAUACUCGGGAAGCCUGGUUCGACUGAUGAGUUUUUACAUUAUCUUUGUGUGUUUGUGUUCAGGUACCUUAAAGGAAAUAAGCUUAAUGGAUCAAUCCCCACAUGGCUCGCUGGUUCAAAAACCUUACAUGCGGACAUCUCAGAAAAUAAUUUUACAAGCGUAUCCAUACAACCAGAAGGCAUAGCCCCAAAUGUGAACUCUUUUGCAUGCUGUGCUGAAACAGCAAAUCUAUGAUCACUUGUAUAUAAACUGUGGCGGUGAGGGGGUGCUAAUUAAUGGAGUUCAUUAUCAAGCUGAUACACAACCUGAUGGAGGAUCAACGUUCUUUUUAAGUGAUGAUACAAGUUGGGGUUACAGUAGUGAAGGGAUUUUUAUGGACACAGGCCAUGAACAGUACAUUCUGAAAAAAUCAUGUGGAAUUCCCAGUGAUUAUGCACCUCUAUAUAAGACAGCUCGUGUUUCACCUAUCUCCCUGAAGUAUUAUGGUUUUUGUAUGAAAAAUGACAAAUACAUAGUGAAACUUCACUUUGCAGAGAUUAUGUAUGGAGAAAAUAAAGAUCCUAGUAGCAAGGGGAAGCGUUUGUUUGAUGUGGCAAUUCAGGGCAAGAAGGUAUUUGAAAGUUUCAAUAUUAGAGAAUCUGCUAUGGGUGUGAAUAAAAAUGUAACUUUGGACUUCAUUGCUACUGUGAGGAACCAUCGACUGGAGAUCCACUUGUAUUGGACUGGCAAGGGCUCAAUUCGUACUCCAACGGAAUAUUGUGGUCCUCUUAUAUCUGCUAUUUCUGUUUUUCCUGUUCCUAGAAAACCCAGGACAAAAUUAUCCCCAAUGAUUAUUGCUGCUCUCAUAGGAUCUGCAUUGCUUCUCCCACUAUUAAUUUUAGUUUUCAUGCGUAAACAAGGCUUUCUUGGUGGAAAAGAUUUGCAUAGCAAAGAACUAAAAGGUCUUGAACUACAACCAGGAGUUUCUUUGAACUUCCGGCAAAUAAAAGCUGCCACCCAGAACUUCAAUCCUGUGAACAAGAUUGGUGAAGGAGGUUUUGGAUCUGUAUAUAAGGGUGUACUUCCAAAUGGGACGGCAAUAGCAGUCAAACAACUGUCAUCAAAAUCAAAGCAAGGCACUCGUGAGUUUGUAAAUGAAGUGGGAACUAUUUUUGCAUUGCAACAUCCAAAUCUUGUUAAGCUAUUGGGUUGUUGCGCAGAAGAUAACCAACUCUUGCUCGUCUAUGAGUACAUGGAAAAUAAUUCCCUUGCACGUGUUAUUUGGUAAGUAUAAUAAGGUUCAGAGGAGCUAAGGUUGAAACUCAACUGGCCAAUUAGGUUCAAAAUCUGCCUUGGUAUAGCUAAGGGACUGGCUUUUCUCCAUGAAGAAUCUAAGCUGAAGGUUGUCCAUAGAGAUAUCAAACCCACAAAUGUGCUGCUUGACAAGGAUCUCAAUGCAAAAAUAUCAGACUUUGGACUUGCUAAACUCUAUGAAGCAGAGAAGACACAUGUUAUCACUAGAAUUGCUGGAACGACAGGAUACAUGGCUCCAGAGUAUGCCAUGUGGGGCUAUUUAACAAAUAAAACAGAUGUUUACAGCUUCGGAGUGGUUGCACUUGAGGUUAUGAGUGGGAGGAAUAGCACCAGUUACAGGCCAAACGAUGAGAGUGUCUAUCUACUUGAUUUGGCUUAUGUUUUGCAAGAAAAGGGUGAACUAUUGUCGCUAGUUGAUCCAGUCUUGGGGUAUGAUUACUCAGUGAAACAAGCAAUGAUCAUCUUAGACCUGGCAAUGCUGUGCACUAAUCCAUCCCCUACACUGAGGCCAACCAUGUCUGAAGUGGUAAAAGUUCUUGAAGGCCAAAGCAAGAUAAUUAACGCUCCUUCAUUCCGAGUUCGAUGCUUCGACUGAUGAUUUUGCAAUGGCUAAGGCUGUAUCUAGCCUCACUCCCCGCAUUGGAUCCGGCAACAAUUCUACAUGAAAGACAUCAAAUGCUGUCACUUAUGAUGUUGUGAGCAGAGAUGGAGAUGAGUACGGAAUUUAUGAAGAUUGUUCUUCAGGGAUGUUAGAGAAGACAGAUAGACUGGUUAAGUUAUCGUCUUAGUCUCCAAGGUUGUCAGGCUCGUGGUGUUUGAACUACUGCACUUGCCAGCUUCAUUGUGAGAUCGCUGUUGUUGGCUUGCUUUAAUAUGUAUUUCCAUUUCCUGGAUUUUCUUAAUGUGUAUUCACAUGGUUGCUGAAAUAAAAACCAAACAAAAAAUGCAGCUGUUGUUGAAGAAUCGAGUAGAAGUGAAGUCCUCUAAACU
Messenger RNA from Hevea brasiliensis (rubber tree), 2323 nucleotides. RefSeq names its product probable LRR receptor-like serine/threonine-protein kinase At1g53430. Gene Ontology annotation, biological process: protein phosphorylation. Gene Ontology annotation, molecular function: protein kinase activity; ATP binding. The transcript is spliced from 11 exons. Lineage: Eukaryota; Viridiplantae; Streptophyta; Magnoliopsida; Malpighiales; Euphorbiaceae. The record is from RefSeq and is a predicted model, not a curated record.